AUGAGUCAGCCACCGCCCGGGGGCGCUGUCCCCUCCGCCGGCGCGGCUCCCGAGGCCCGCCUGCACCCCGAGGGCAGCAGCCGGAAGCAGCCGCGAGCUCAGUCCCCCGCCAGGCCCAGGGACAGCUCCCUCCGGCAGGCAGCCGCUGCCACCAGGACCCCCGCGGGGGGCGGCGCCAAGCUCAACCCGGCCCGGCAGCCUCAGUCAACGCCGGGGAGCAAGGCGGGCAGUAGAGGGGCGCCCGGCGCCGGGGCGCGGGCAGGGGGCGGGGCGGAGAGGGCGGCGCCCCCGGCGCCCAGAGGCGCUGUCCAGCCCACGCCGGGUGCUGAAGCGGCAACCUGCGCGUCCCCCGGCCCCGGGGGCCCCAGGAGGCCCGGGCCGCCAGAGGAGUCCGCGCGGGAGCUCGAGCCGGCGACCCCGAAAGUCGGGGAGCCCCCUGCGUCCGCGGAGGGGGGCGGCGUGGACCGCGAAGGAGGAGGAGUCGGCAGCGGCCCGGCGGAGCGCGAGGGGGGCGCAGCGCAGGCGGCAACGCCCCGGGGCUGGCGAGGGCGAGGCGCGCGCGGCGCGCAGAGGGGCGGCGGCGGGGAGGGGGCGUCCGCGUCCUCUCCCGGCUGGGCGAGCGGCCGAGGGCCGGGCCCCGGCGGCAGCAGGAACCCCGGAGGCGGCGCGGCGGGGGUCGGCGGCGCGAGCUACUGGAAGGAAGGCUGCCUGCAGUCUGAGCUCAUCCAGUUCCACCGCCAGAAGGAGCGAGCGGCGGCCGCCGCGGCGCAGAUGCACACGAAGAACGGCGGCGGUGGCCGGGGAUCCCCUGUGGCCGGCGCCCCGGGCCUGUGCGAACCGCUCGCGGGCCCCGCCGCAUCCCCCAUGGCUGCGGCCGCCGAGGGCCCUCAGCCGGGCGCGGAGGCCAGCGCGGGGGGAGCAGGGGCCCUGCAGCCCGCGGCUCCCCCGCCCUCGCAGUCGCAGCUACUCCAGGAGCAGGAGGAGAUGCAGGAGGAGAUGGAGAAGCUGCGGGAGGAGAACGAGGCGCUCAAGAACGAAAUUGAGGAGCUUAGAACCGAAAUGGACGAGAUGAGGGACACUUUCUUCGAGGAGGACGCCUGUCAGCUGCAGGAAAUGCGCCACGAGUUGGAGCGGGCCAACAAGAACUGCCGGAUCCUGCAGUACCGCCUCCGCAAGGCCGAGCGCAAGCGGCUCCGCUACGCGCAGACCGGCGAGAUUGACGGGGAGCUGCUGCGCAGCCUGGAGCAGGACCUCAAGGUUGCCAAGGACGUGUCUGUGAGACUUCACCAUGAACUGGAAAACGUGGAAGAAAAGAGAACCACAACAGAGGAUGAAAAUGAGAAACUGAGGCAACAGCUUAUAGAAGUUGAAAUUGCGAAGCAAGCCUUACAGAAUGAACUAGAAAAAAUGAAAGAGUUGUCAUUAAAAAGAAGAGGAAGCAAAGAUUUGCCAAAAUCAGAAAAAAAGGCUCAACAGACUCCCACUGAGGAGGACAACGAAGACCUGAAAUGCCAGCUGCAGUUCGUCAAAGAAGAAGCCGCUUUGAUGAGGAAGAAGAUGGCCAAGAUUGACAAGGAGAAGGACAGGUUUGAGCACGAGCUCCAGAAGUACAGGUCCUUUUACGGGGACCUGGACAGCCCACUGCCCAAGGGAGAGGCAGGGGGCCCUCCCAGCACCCGGGAGGCCGAGCUCAAGCUGCGGCUGCGGCUGGUGGAGGAGGAGGCCAACAUCCUGGGCCGCAAGAUCGUGGAGCUGGAGGUGGAGAACCGCGGCCUGAAGGCGGAGCUGGACGAUCUGCGCGGCGACGACUUCAGCAACGGCGCGGCCAACCCGCUGAUGCGCGAGCAGAGCGAGUCGCUGUCGGAGCUGCGGCAGCACCUGCAGCUGGUGGAGGACGAGACGGAGCUGCUGCGCCGGAACGUGGCCGACCUAGAGGAGCAGAACAAGCGCAUCACGGCGGAGCUCACCAAGUACAAGUACAAGUCCUCCUCCGCGGGCGCGGGCCAUGACAGCGGCGCGCGGCACCACGACAACGCCAAGAGCGAAGCGCUGCAGGAGGAGCUCAAGGCCGCACGCCUGCAGAUCAACGAGCUGAGCGGCAAGGUCAUGCAGCUGCAGUACGAGAACCGCGUGCUCAUGUCCAACAUGCAGCGCUACGACCUGGCCUCGCACCUGGGCAUCCGCGGCAGCCCACGCGACAGCGACGCGGAGAGCGACGCGGGCAAGAAGGAGAGCGACGAGGACGCGCGCCCGCCGCACCGCAAGCGCGAGGGCCCGAUCGGCGGCGAGAGCGAGCCCGAGGAGGCGCGGCACGCGCGCUGCCUGACGCCCACGCGCGCCCUGCACCCCGCGCCCGCGCCCUGGCCGCGGGGCCUGUGCGAGCGCCAGCACCUCAAGGACAUCCGCUCGGAGGCCGAGCGCCUGGGCAAGACCAUCGACCGGCUCAUCGCCGACACCAGCACCAUCAUCACCGAGGCGCGCAUCUAUGUGGCCAACGGGGACCUGUUCGGCCUCCUGGACGAGGAGGACGACGGCAGCCGCAUCCGCGAGCACGAGCUGCUCUACCGCAUCAACGCGCAGAUGAAGGCCUUCCGCAAGGAGCUGCAGACCUUCAUCGACCGCCUUGAGGUGCCCAAGGCCAGCGACGACCGCGGCGCGGAGGAGCCCAUAUCCGUGAGUCAGAUGUUCCAGCCUAUCAUUUUACUUAUCCUCAUCCUUGUAUUAUUUUCCUCACUUUCUUACACAACAAUAUUUAAGCUCGUCUUCCUUUUUACACUGUUUUUUGUACUGUAAGUCACUCCUCACUUACCAUUCAUUGUAGCAUUUUCAGUUUGUUUAUUUUGUUCACCCUUCAAGACAAGAAGUAAAAGAAGUAUAAUUUCUGUAAUAACCAAUGCUGUAAAAACACUGAAGACUGCUUCGUUCUGUAAAAAGACAAAACUCAGCUUACCACUACCAAAUUCAGUAAGAAGCUCAAGC
Molecule: messenger RNA, 2979 nt
Organism: Octodon degus (degu)
Lineage: Eukaryota; Metazoa; Chordata; Mammalia; Rodentia; Octodontidae
Gene: Mtcl3
Product: SOGA family member 3
Exons: 6
Coding region: 1-2793 (930 amino acids)
Biological process (GO): regulation of autophagy
Source: RefSeq, a predicted model, not a curated record